Cavenderia fasciculata is the source of this 522-nucleotide messenger RNA. RefSeq lists its product as uncharacterized. The transcript is spliced from 2 exons. Bases 1 to 522 code for a protein of 173 amino acids. Lineage: Eukaryota; Evosea; Eumycetozoa; Acytosteliales; Cavenderiaceae. The record is from RefSeq and is a predicted model, not a curated record.
AUGGAAGGAAGGGCAACAGGAUAUCAUGUCAGAAAGUUUGAUGAUCUUGAGCAUGAAACAAGCUGCUAUACCAGAACUAGUGAAGCAAUUCACAAACAAUGCGAACAACUCGAUCAAACAGACAAAAAGAUAGACAAGUCCGAGAAAGAAUUCGAACUCAAAAACCAACUCGUUCCUGGCAUUGAAACAUUUGAAGCUCAGUUUGGUGCAUUUAAUGUCGUCGAGGCCGACUUGCGUGCCUAUUGUGCCAUCCUCAACUCGGCCAAGGUGGUGACCAUCCUCUCCAAUGAUGACGAGUUGCUCAACCGACUCUACCGUCUUGUUUACACCUACCUCCCCUUGACAGUCAAGUUUAUCACCAAGAAGAUUAACCUCACCACCUCGAAUGCCAUAGAGAGAAUCUCUCGUCUCAACCAUCGUCUCAAACAUCUCUCUUCACUCAAUGCCGAUCAAUCCAAUACCCACUCCACCUACGUUGCCAUAAAGAGACUAAUGUUUAGUUAUGCAAUCAAGCAUGCUUGA